This is a messenger RNA of Serinus canaria (Common canary), 1597 nucleotides long. Its product is annotated as G-protein coupled receptor 83. The transcript is spliced from 4 exons. Lineage: Eukaryota; Metazoa; Chordata; Aves; Passeriformes; Fringillidae. Gene Ontology annotation, molecular function: neuropeptide Y receptor activity. Bases 36 to 1298 code for a protein of 420 amino acids. Gene Ontology annotation, cellular component: membrane. Gene Ontology annotation, biological process: neuropeptide signaling pathway. The record is from RefSeq and is a predicted model, not a curated record.
GAGUGUGGCUGGACCAGGGCUCUGCUGCCCCAGCCAUGAGACAGCACACCUGGUUCCCCUUGCAGUACAUGCCCAAGCCCUUCUGGAGAGCAGAGAACCACAACACGACUAGCUUCUUCUCUGCACUGUACGGCUUCCCUAACCAGUCCUUCUUCCACAGUGACUUGAACCUGGAGGACCUGGGGGACUUUGAUAGCGGAGCCAAGUAUGAGGGCGAGUCCCAGAGCCGGACAGUGAAGGCGCUGCUGAUUGUCGCCUACUCUGUGAUCAUCUGCAUCUCUCUCUUUGGCAACAUCCUGGUGUGCCACGUGGUCAUCAAGAACAAGAGGAUGCACUCUGCCACCAACCUCUUCAUCGUAAAUCUGGCUGUUGCUGAUGUGAUGAUCACCACCCUGAACACCCCCUUCACACUGGUGAGGUUUGUGAGCAGCACCUGGGUUUUUGGAGAGCUGAUGUGUCACAUCAGCCGGUUUGUUCAGUACUGCUCUGUCCACGUGUCUGUGCUCACCCUCGCUGCCAUUGCACUGGACCGGCACCAGGUGAUCAUGCACCCUCUCAAGCCACGCAUGUCCAUGGUGAAAGGAGGAAUUUGCAUCAUCAUCAUCUGGGUUAUGGCCAGCUGCUUCUCACUGCCCCAUGCCAUUUAUCAGACUCUGACAAGGUUUUAUAUUGGAGACAGAACCAUCCGAAUGGUCUGCCUCCCCAGCUUCCCUCCUCCUGCUGAUCUUUUCUGGAAGUACUUGGACCUGACUACGUUUGUUCUCUUGUAUGUUCUGCCCUUGCUUGUGAUCUCCAUCACAUACACCAUAGUGGCCAAAAAGCUCUGGCUGAGGAACGCCAUCGGGGACCUCACCAUGGAGCAAUACUACGCCCAUCAGAGGAAGAAGAAGAUGACGCUAAAGAUGCUGAUGGUGGUGGUGGUUGUGUUUGCCGUGUGCUGGUUCCCCCUGAACUGCUACCUGGUGCUGAUCUCCUGCAGGGCCAUCCACAGCAGCAAUGCUCUGUACUUUGCUUUCCACUGGUUUGCCAUGAGCAGCACCUGCUACAACCCCUUCAUCUACUGCUGGCUGAACGAGAGCUUCCGCGCGGAGCUGCGGUGCCUGCUGUGCGUGUGCCGCCGCAGGAGCACGGCUCAGGGCCAUGCUCUGCAGCCCAUCUCCCCCCUGUUCCACAGGGCCAAGGCUGAGAACUGCCCCUGCAAAAGAAGCAGCACGUGCCAGAAGGCACAGACACCCUCCCAGAGGAACUCUGCAAGGACGGACAUAUCCAGCGUGCAGCCGAUCGUGGCAGAAAGCUGAACCUUUCAUCUGACAGCUGGGCAGCAUCACACAGGGAUUGCAAAAUCAUGGGAAAAUGGGUUUGGAAAGGGCUCUGGAGACCAUCAAGACAACCAACAGCAUGCAAACUUCAACCUUUGACUGGGUCAUUCAGGACCUUGUUCUCUCAGGAAUCAAAAUUCUCUAGGGAUGAGUUGCCCACUUGUGGGCUCCAGAAUGAGGAGUGUUGAGUGAAUUUUUCAUUGGAACAGUCAGCAAAAAUGAAAAGAAUUAUUUAACAGCACACAAAGCCUUUCAUGGUCUAAGCAAACAUGGGGAAG